Messenger RNA from Acanthopagrus latus (yellowfin seabream), 10846 nucleotides. RefSeq names its product neurofascin homolog (chicken) a (gene nfasca). The coding region runs from base 3486 to 7661 and encodes 1391 amino acids. The record is from RefSeq and is a predicted model, not a curated record. The transcript is spliced from 34 exons. NCBI's taxonomy places the organism in Eukaryota, Metazoa, Chordata, Actinopteri, Spariformes, Sparidae. Gene Ontology annotation, molecular function: cell-cell adhesion mediator activity. Gene Ontology annotation, biological process: cell-cell adhesion; brain development.
ACUUUAUUUUAUCUGUUAUUCUAUUAUUCUAGGUUUUUUUUUAAUGUAUGUUUUUUUUUAAAUGUUUUGUGUUUUGUAUGCUACUGGACACUUGAAUUUCCCUCAGCAUAAAUAAAGUAUCUAUCUCUAUCUCUCGAUCUCUCUUCUGGCCAACGUGAAAACUGUAAUCCACAGCUGGAUGCAGUGAAUGCAUGCAGCAUCUUAAAGAUUCUGUCCUCAUAGUUGGGUUAGAUACACACACACACACACACACACACACACACACACACACACACACACACACACACACACACACACACACUGACACAUACGCACUGACACAUACCCUUUUUCUGACUGACCUUGCCAUGUCUCGUCCACGAGAAAACUCUGAUAGCCUCCAGCUGAGGGGGGCUUCCUCGCCUGCUCUGCAUGUAUGACAGCGCUGUGUUUGUGUAUGAGAGAUUUUGGUGUGUGCAUGUGUGUGCUGUGUUCAUGCAUGAUUGGUUAUGUCUUCUCUGUGACCUGCGAUGUUUUGCAUAUGAAUGAGUUCAUGCAUGACUGAUGUGUGUGUUUGAACUUUUAUGGGAUGCAUGUACUUAUGUGCUGUGUGUCAUCAGAUCAUACCAGUCUGUUUUUAGGACCAGUGAAGGACUUAAAAUCUGCAGAAUUCAAAUUAUGUCUUCAAAUAACUUACCUUUGUGAACAGUAUUGUGAACAGUAUUGUGAACAAUUAUUUUUCAAUUGUUUAGCACACAAUCUAUAAUAAGUAAGUCAGGUACUGACCUGAUCAGGAACGUCCCGCUCUACCUCCUCAGCCACAGCUAGACAUUUCCAAUAUGCAUGAACAAUGCAAGGUUAGCUAGGUAGCUAGUUAGCAACUGAGACAUCUGCAAACAUGUAGCAGUUGUAUUAUGCUUAUUGUAAAGAAAAAGACAUUGAGGUCUCAUAAUCAAGUGUUUUAAUGUGUUAUAAAUAAUUCAAGUGCUUCCCUGACAAAUGUAUAUCUGGAGGGUCAUGUCACCCUCACACUUCACCCUACCCCUCUAUCACGACAAGAAUCAGAACACUAGAAGUGAACUAAGUUGUAGGGACAAGGGGUGUGUUGUGAUUGGGCUUUGAUUUCAAAUACUUAAUCAUCAUCACUUUAAAUAAGUUUGCUUUUGAAUUUGUGGCAUGACAUUAGUUUAUCAGAGAUGAUGAAUGAUGUCUUGUUUAAAUUGGUAAGGAAUAGUUUAUCAACCCCUGCCCAUCCAAAGUUUUUUCUUUCUCAUAUAUUCAUUUAUUGGUGUAAGGUAAUGCUGCUGUAAAGAGUAAGUCAAUACACCUGUAGCUGGGCUCUGAGGAAGCUAAUGCCAGUCAGUUAGAUCAGCUGUCCACAACCUUUCCUGCACCACAGACCAGUUUCAUGUAAGACAUUAUUUAACGUAAAAGUAAAAGUAAAAUACGAUCAUACAACGAAUUAUUGCCACCCAAAGUAUCUUCCUUAUGUCCAGACUACCCCGUAACUUACUAAGGUAACAUACUUUAAGGCCACCAUCAUUUGCUGUCUCCAGCAGUUGUCCACUCGCCGUCCCCAUAGCUCCAGUUCAGCCAUUGUUUCAGCCAACUUGAAGACAUUGGUCAGUCUCCCCACAUGUAGCUUCCUUUUUCUCAGCAAUCGUAAGCUCUUCUUCUGUCUCAACAUUGGGACUUCUCCUUUUUCCUUUACAAAGUAGCUCUCUGAAGACCUUUUUUUUGGGUAUAACAUGACUGAAACAGGAAUGUAGCAAGCACGCCAAUAGGAACAGACGGACAACAUUCAGAGCGUGAUCGUCAAUACAAUGGAAAUAAAAUGACUUAUUUAUUAUUUCUCUGAGGCCCGGUAUCAAGCUACCCACAGGCCGGUACAGGUCCGCACUGAGUUUGAUGAUUAGUUGGUUGGUUCACCACUUUAGUCUAAAGUGAAUUGUCUAAUCAAAUGUUCGAUGGAAUGCCAUAAAUUGGGAUGUAGCUUCUUAUGCUGUUUUUCCACUAGCAGUUUUGGCUGCACCGAGUCAAAUCGAGCCACCUGUUACAAGACACACCUUCAAGCAGAUAGCCUAGUUGUGGUGGAAGAGCAAAACCCUGGGAUGACGUGCUACUCUGCUGCCUUGCUAGGUCUAACCGAGUAGAGCCCGGCCAGCAGAUGUAAAGAUGACAGUAUGCUAAGAAGGUUGUGUUGUAGCUUGUGUCAGUAUGUUUGUUAAGUGGUUGGUUGGUCUGUUAGCAGGAUUACACAAAAACUACUGAACUGAUUUCCAUGGAACUUGGGUGGAGGAUGAGUCUCAGCUCAGAAUAGUCCCCAUGAAAUUUUGGCAUUGACACUGACAUUGACAUUUUUUGACAUAUUGGUAUAUUUUUCAGUGAGUAGCGUAUGGAUCUUAAUGAAAAAAAUUCAAAGAGUAAAAAAAAUAAAAAUAAAUCCAGUUCAAGCAGAUUUAAAUAUGUUUAAUUUGAUACUGGAUUACACUUGAUGAAAUGAAAUGGGACUCUUGGUCCUUGGCAGAAGUAUGCACCCUACUUUCUAAUUAAAUGUAUUAUUUUUUUAUUCAAGUAGCAUGCACAGUUUUUCAGUCAUAUCUACACUGUCAGCAUUUCCUGCAUGUUUUUGUGUGGUUACAGCAGAGAGAUAGGUAUGUAGGAAACUAAUGUCAUCAAUCCUGCCUUCACAGUGCUCUGAUUGGUUGAUUGAUUCACAAAAAAAGGAAAAUAUGGAAUGAAUCAUUCUUGUGGUUGUAUGUUUUUUUCAAGAUUGCUGCUGGCAAUAUUAGUCAUGGUUUUGUUUAAUUUGCCAUAAAAACAUCCUGGUGAAGUCUGCAAAUAACUGUAUUUUUUCUUAAGUCAAACAAAAAUGCCUCUGUGGUGUCUGUCAUGGCAGUGGAUGUUUGCAGUAACUGUCUUGCGUGUGUGUGGAACAUUUGUGCAUAAAUUGUAUUGUGUGUGUGUUUGACAGCAGUGGAGCAUGUGUGCCUGAGGCUCAUUAAUAAUGUAUGAGGUGGGAGGGGUGAAGAAGAGGGGGCGGUGACAGAUGGAGAAUCAGUGUGCGUGAGAGAGGGAGAGAGUGUAUGGACAGAGAAACGGCGAGAGCAAAGAGGAAGAGAAAGGGACAGAGAGAGUGAAGAAGUCGAAAAUGGUGAAUGAAAGAGAGGGAUUAAUUGUAGUGUUUUUGUAGCGUUUCCGUUAUUGCUGUCUGUGCUGGUUAAGACUGACCAGACACUCAGGCUUUGUGUUUGCUGUUUUCUGUCUGGUUUCCUGGAUGCUGAGGGAUUGAUGGGGAUGGACAUACAACACAGUCACCCGGCACUACUGUUCACCUGGACGCAAGAGCUGCACUGACAGAGGUCUGCUAAGUGGUCACGACAGAGUGGGUGGACAGACAGAACAUAAGUGUCCACACCAGUGAACGUCCUUGGUGCCGUGGUCAGGAGAACCAUCUAACCAAUCAGGAAGUGUCCGGGGAAAGGCUGUCCAUUGGUGGGGGAGAGAUGAUGGGGCAGGGUGCGCAUGCGGCCCUGGCUCUCGUGUUACUACUGCUGCUGCUGUGGCGCCAAGCAGCACCCAUUGAAGUCCCACAAGACCCAAAGAUCCUGCAAGACCUAAAGCAGCCCCCAACUAUAGUCAAACAGUCAGUGAAGGACUACAUUGUUGACCCAAGAGAUAAUAUCAUCAUCGAGUGUGAGGCCAAGGGCAACCCAGUGCCAACGUUCUCAUGGCGAAGGAAUGGGAAGUUUUUCAACAUUGGGAAAGAUCCCAGGGUGACGAUGAGAAAACGCUCUGGAACUCUAGAGAUUGGUUUUCGUAGCGGUGGACGACCAGAGGACUACGAAGGAGAGUACCAGUGUUUUGCCAGCAACGAAUUUGGAGUGGCUUUGUCCAACAAAAUCCUGCUCCGGGUCUCCAAGGCUCCUCUGUGGCCUAAAGAGGUGCUGGAGCCCGUGGUGGUGACUGAAGGCUCCCCGCUGGUUCUGCUCUGCAACCCCCCACCAGGCCUGCCUCCUCCGUUCACCUUCUGGAUGAACAACGCUAUGACCCCGAUACCUCAGGAUAAGAGAGUGUCCAUGGGUUUAAAUGGAGACCUGUACUUCUCCAACGUUUUGGCCAAAGAUGCUCACACUGACUACAGCUGCAACGCUCGUUUCCUCUUCACACACACCAUCCAGCAGAAGAACCCGUUCACACUCAAAGUUCAGCCCAAGGAGCUGUAUAAUGACACAUCUUACAAUGCCACUGACCCCUAUGGUGGCCGUAGAGUAGCAGAGUCUACGCCGACCUUCCUUUCACCUUCAGGGAGCGAGAGUUCCAAAAUGGUGCUACGAGAUGAGCAGCUGCUGCUGGAGUGUAUUGCUGCUGGACUUCCAACACCCACCAUCAAGUGGUUUAAGAAGGGUGGAGACCUGCCAGGACGGAAAGUGAAGUUUGAGAACUUCAACAAGACCCUGAAGAUUGUCAAUGUGUCAGAGGAGGAUGCUGGGGAGUAUGUAUGCAUGGCCAAUAAUCAAUUAGGCAGCAUUCGUCACUCCAUCUUUGUUCAGGUUAAAGCGGCUCCUUAUUGGCUGGACAAACCAACAAACCUGGUGCUAGCCCCGGAUGAGAAUGGGCGUCUGGUGUGUCGGGCCAAUGGCAACCCUAAACCAAACAUCCAGUGGCUGAUCAAUGGCCAACCUGUAGACAGCUCUCCCCCCAACCUGAGCAGACAGGUGCUGGGUGACACCAUCAUCUUUCGUUCUGUGCAGAUGGGAAGCAGUGCUGUCUACCAGUGUAAUGCUUCCAACCAACAUGGUUAUCUGCUGGCCAACGCCUUUGUCAGUGUUCUAGACAUGCCUCCAAGGAUGUUAGGCCCCAAAAACCAGCUAAUUAAAGUAAUUGAGAACAACCGCACAUUCCUGGACUGUCCCUUCUUUGGUUCCCCUCUGCCAGAGCUACGCUGGUUUAAGAAUGGACAGGGCAGUGGGCUGGAUGGCGGUCAGUACCGCGUUUACAUCAACGGGACCCUAGAGAUCAAACGGGCCAGAUCAGAAGACGAGGGCACCUACACCUGUGUGGCCAACAGCAUCCUGGGCACAGCUGAGAACCAAGUCCGCCUGGAGGUCAAAGAACAAACUCGUAUAGUCCGAGCCCCGGAGCGCCAGUCAGCCAUCAGGGGCUCCACAGCUCACUUUGACUGUAAGGUGAAGUCUGAUCCUAGCCUUUCUGUCACUGUGACCUGGACUAAGGACGACAAGCCUCUCCAGCUGGGAUGGAGGCUGAGGAAAGAUGACGAGUCGCUGACUAUCCCAAAUGUGAAUGAAGGCGAUGAGGGAAUGUACACCUGCACUGUUAAAUCUGACAUAGACCAGGACAUGGCCUCAGCCCGCCUCACUGUGUUAGAGGAAGCCUCCCUCAACCCCUCAGUCUCUAGUGCCUUGCCUCCAGACCGUCCUGAGCCCCCCAUGGAUCUGGAUCUAUCAGACCCAGCCGCCCGCAGUGUUCGACUCACCUGGAUCCCAGGAAAUGACAACAGAAGCCCAAUCACACAGUUCCUGGUCCAGUUUGAGGAGGACCACUGGGAGCCAGGCAGGUGGCAGAACCUAUCCACCUACCCUGGAGAUCUCAAUUCAGUCAUCCUGCAGCUGGCCCCCUUUGUCAAUUACCAGUUCAGGGUGAUUGCCAUCAACUCAGUGGGUCAGAGUCAGCCCAGCCGCCCCUCACCACGAUAUAAGACCAGCGGAGCUGCCCCAGAUGCCAUUCCCAGAGGUCUUCGUGGAUGGGGCUCCAAGAAGGACAAUAUGGAGAUCACUUGGGAGCCUCUGCUUGACCUUGAGAGAAAUGGCCCAAACCUGCACUACAACGUGUGGUGGAGACUGAAGGAUUCGGGGGAUGAGUGGAGUAAUGUGACCACGAUUGGGUCCAAACAUGUCAUCCACAACACAGAAACCUAUGUGCCUUAUGAGAUCAAAAUCCAGGCUAGGAAUGAGUUUGGAGCAGGACCUGAGUCCAAUGUGGUCAUUGGGUACUCUGGAGAAGACAAGCCCACCGAUGCUCCCACUGCCCUGCGGGUUUCAAAGGUCGAGAGCACCACGGCGAACAUCCACUGGAAGCCUGUGGCUCUGAACUCAGUACAGGGAGAGUUCAAGGAGUACAGACUGUACUACUGGCGUGAGUCGAGUCUGGUUGCAGGUCUGGUAGUCAGUAAGGAGAAGAAGACCAAAGGUUUCUUCAGCACUGUGGCUGAGCCGUCAGGGAUCCUCAGCGACCUGGUGCCCUACUCUAAAUACAAGAUGUUCAUGGUUGUGGCCAACAGCCGCUUUGAGAGUCCACUGAGCAACACGGUGGAAUUCACCACCAAGGAGGGAGUGCCAGAUGCUCCAAAGUUUUUCAGGAUAAACCGUAGAGGUUUUGACACCCUCCAACUUGAAUGGGGCAAACCUCUCGAGCCCAAUGGCAUUCUGGUUGGAUACCUGUUAAAAUACCAAACAGUCAACGGCACCAGGUUGGGUCAUCCCCAGUUCAAGAAUUUACUUCCUAAUGAGACAGAGUUCACCCUCCGCCUGCCCGACCGAUCUGUCCGCUACAAGUUCUUCCUGUCAGCGCGUACCCAGGAGGGAGCAGGGGAGGUCUUUGCUGACGAGUCCCCACACUUCGCUAAUGAAGAAAACUUUACUGAUGCUACAGGUCUAGUUGAGCUUACCGACGCCUCUGUGGCUUCAGCUUUCACUCCUACUCCUACUCCUCUUGCUCCUCUCCCUCCUACUACCAUCACUCCUACAACCAUUCGUACUUCAGCCCCUACCACUCCAGCAACUACUCCUUCUACUACUACUACUGCUACUACUACUACUACUACUACUACUCCUUCUACUACCACCACCACAACAACUGAGGCGACUACUACCACCACACCUCCUGUGCUGGUCACCACCAAGCGUACUGAUCAGAACGUGUUGGUGGCCCCUGGGCGGGAGAUCUGGAAUCUGACGGUGGUGCCUAACAGUAACUACGCUAACGUCAGCUGGAGACACAACUUCCCGGCCGGCAGCAGCGAGUUUGUGCUAGAGUACACACUGGAAAGCAACAAGACGGUGAAAGUUGUAGCAGUGAAACAACAGCCCCCCAUUACAGUGGCGGAUCUGAUCGCAGGUGCCACAUACAGUCUGAGGGUUUACUCCCAUGAGCUCAACAGCGUCAGCAGCGAAUCUGUCAGCUUUAAGACCAAACCAGCCUACAUCGACCAGGUAGACAUAGCCACUCAGGGCUGGUUCAUUGGCUUGAUGUGUGCCAUUGCACUUAUCAUACUGAUCCUUCUCAUCGUCUGCUUCAUCAAGAGGAGUCGUGGGGGCAAAUACCCAGGUGGUGGUUGCGUGACUGGUUUCACAAAGUAUUUAGUCCGUGACAAAAAAGAUCUCCCCUUGGACCCGGUAGAUCAGAAAGACCAGGAUGGAUCCUUUGAUUACCACAGCGAUGAGGACAACAAGCCUCUGCAGGGCAGCCAGACGUCACUGGACGGCAAUGUGAAGGAAAGUGACGACAGUUUGGUUGACUACGGUGAAGGCGGUGAUGGCCAGUUCAACGAGGAUGGCUCUUUCAUCGGCCAGUACACAGUUAAGAAGGAUAAGGACGAGACGGAGGGAAACGAGAGCUCCGAGGCCACCUCACCUGUUAACGCCAUCUACUCGCUGGCGUAGCGCUGUAGCAGCACAUGGGGAACUCAGUGGCACCCUCUGAUCUGAGGGCGUUACAACAAACACCAUACAACAUACACCAGACACCAACACACACACACACACACACACACACACACACACACGUAUAUUAAUAUAUGAAACACAAUAAACACAAAGCAAACACAGCAGGGCCUGUCUGGAGACUGUGUAGGCUUUCCUCUACAAAUAAGUAACAGGGGAAUACGGGAGUGGAAUUAGACCACAAGCCUUUAUUUUGUGUUUCCAGCUCUGAGAAAUUGGCCCCUUGGACAUGACGUUUGGACAAAGAGGACAGUGCUUGUAUCCCUCUGCGCUCUGCCUGCCUGUUACCCACACAGACUUGAAGUGGGCCUGCGGGGCAACUUUCAGCACUUGGAGGCAUCAACAAGCGUUCUUUAGAGAUUUUUCUUUGAUUUAUUUUGCUCCGAAUAUUUUCAGUGUCCAUGCUCUCUUCCUGAUAUGCCCGUCUUACCUCUGUGUAGCAUACCAGUAAAGUACACACAAGAGGUUCCUUACACACACACUGGCCCCAUCCUGUAACAUAUCAGCUAUUAACCAUCAAACUUAACAGGAUGCUGGCAGAUAUGUUUAUCAUAUUGAUAUUUACGCAGUGAAAGAUUUUAGUUUUUCCACAGCUGGUAGACGAGUCAUUGAAUAUUAAUGAGUGCUGUAUACAGUCAUGGCACACAUUUUAGUGCCCUGCAAAACUAUGCACUAUCGCUUCCUCCAUACCAUUUUUGGGUUGAAUCUGGUUAGUAAAAGUACACAUUUUGCGUUCUUUUUUUUACCACUUGCAGGCUAAAAAAAUCGCGUGCUUUUAUUCACUUUGCCUUGUAUGAUGUGGUAGACAUGUUUUUCUUACCUCUAAUCCAAUGUUGUAGAGCAGAUGUUCAAAACGGCUGCCACAAGAGAAGCUAAUUCUGCCACAAGCAGUAAGCUCUGCAACAGUAUGUUGUUAAUGAAUCCCAUUUUUGAAAAGAUGAUAAAUAUUAUUUACCUAAGCACGGUAGUAACAUAGUGCAAGAGAAAUGGGAAGGUAACAGAGGGGAAAAUUAGUUUUGCUUGAGAACACGAGUAGCUCACAAACUAGUAAAUUCCCCUAGUUAGCAUGCAGGCUAACGCUGCAUUCAUGUCAAAUGGGAACAGCUGUUGGAUGAAUUCAAAUCUUAAGUUGUAAUUCUUUGUAGCUGUGAAGCUUCCAUGAUACUGUUUCUCAGUUCACUUUUCUUUCUUAUUUGUUACACAUAUACAAGUAUAUUUCACAACAAACUAAACAUUGCAACAUCAAUCUACAAUGGUGAUCAGAUAAUGACUUAUGAUGGGAAACAUAAAAUAAAAUAUAAAAAUAAUAUAUUCUCUUUAUGUCUACAACUUCCCAUCAUGCAUUUUCUUAGUUGUAAUACCACAUGGGGAAGUUUGCGGUCCCAGCCUCAAUAUUCCCAACUAGAAUGACAUGCAGUAGAGCGCAUACCUCCGCCAAGGCCCACCAGUCUUUAUUUCAAUAUCAAAUAAAACAUAUUUAAAUCUGCUAGAACUGGAUGUGUAUUUUGAUCCACAUCAAAUUAUACUCACUCAAAGAUAUCAGUCACCUAAAAAAUUUUUGUGAGAAAAAAAUCCUUCUGUUCCUUUAUCUGGAUCACCACCAAAAAUUGAUGAGGUCUAUUCUUGGCCGAGACAAAUCCUCCAUCCAAGUGUCUUGAAAAUCAUGAAAAGGAAUUGGAGUCAGAAAGCCUCAGACCAGGCACAAACUUGAGUUUUAACUUGAGCUGAAACAUUUUCAGCGUACAUGGACACUUGUUCACUUCAGUUCAUUUCAAUUAUUUUUUUGUCCUCUCAUGUCUUUGCAUUGACUUUAUAUACAACAUAGCUUCUAAAAUACUCCUUGUUUAGUCUGAACCCACCCUGAGAGAGGGAUCUUCACCUAUUUCCCCAUCUACUUUUUCUAAACUCAAUUUAUUAAUCAAACUGAAGAAAAACAGACAGUACUAGGGCUGCGUAGAAUACUUGAAUUAAAUGACACGAUUACAGCAUGAAAAUAUUUACAUUCAAUUCACAGCAACCUUUGAAAUGAAAUGCAUCAGCUUACUUUUUAGUUUUCGCAGAGUACAAAAGAAAAUUGCGCAACAGAAGUUGUUCAGCCAGUUUAGUACUGACGCUCAUUAUCUCACUGGUCCUAUAACCACGUUUAUCAAGCUGUUAGCAGACACUGACACUCAAUGAUUUACUUUGUCUUCUUUAUGUUGUACUAAAGUUCACUGAGUCCUCAUUGGUCUCAUCACAUCAUUUCAUACUAUAGUUACCUGCUACUCAACAGCACUAUUAAACCCAAAAUCAAAUAGAUCCUCACUGCAGUUAGGCACUGGAGUUAACAUUGUAUUUCAAAUAUUUAUUUUAUAUUUCUAUUUAUUACAUUUUAUGUGGAUAGUAUUAAUAUAUUAGUCCCUAAUUUAUUAAUUGUUAUGUACACAUUUCUGAUCAGCUUAUUUUGUUGUCUCACACCAGUAAUAGCCAGAUUAAAAAUGUCUCCUGAAUCAGUUAUUGUUCAUCAUGAGAGGCAUUGCACACAACAGUAUGUUCAAGACAUUUUUGUAACAGCUGGCUUUUCCGCUGUCAACAAGACAACACAAACAUCUGUCAUCCUAUACGAAGAAGGUCAUCUUUAUCAGUCUAUUGUGCUGCUCUUCUCGUACCCAUGUUGUAUUACUGUUACUCUGUGUUGUUAUUCAGAUUUAUGUAACAUGUUUCCACCACACAGAAACUUAAUAUUGUUGCUUAUUAUUUCUUUGACAUAUAUUCUGUACAUGUAGGUCCUGAAACAAAUCUCUUAUCUUUGUAAAUAUUUAAAAGUGGAUUUCCCCAGAAAAAUGCUUUAUCCGAAAAGGAAACGAAAAGUCACAAAUCUGUAUCCACCAAGCUAAUGCGACGGGUGCAUCUUUAGCCUGUCAUGCACCUUUGCUAUGCAGCUUUGACUAACAUUUGCACUCUAAAUAAGUUACAAGAAUCAUCCUUCACUCUAUGUUGCCCUUUGCUUUGACAUUGUGAAAUCUGGUACUGACUGUGGCAACACUAUCAGUCACAUGUUUAAUGAUGGUUUGGAUUCUAUAUUGAGAAAGAGGAAUAUGAUUGAUUAUUAAUUAUGUAAAUAAGAUGUAAGUGCUCUUGCAAUA